ACGCCUCUCUUCAAAAACACAGCCACACUUCACUUAAAGCUCUCUGCCUCCACUGAGCUGUUCAGUUCAUGAUGCUUUCACCUGGAGGAUUACAAGAUGGAUUUCUUGACUUGUGGAGAGAAGGACCCACUGUAUGCCAAAUACAGCACUUUUCCAGGAUGGCAUUCUUCACACAUAUAUCAGCACAAACCUUCUACAAGCACUUGCCUGCAACACCUGUCGGAGAACACUGACUCAACUGGUGAGCCAAAAACCUGGGUGGCAUCAGGUACCAGAACUACCCGGGAUAUUUAUGACUUUAACAAGCAGACUGAAAUAGCAUCAAUCGCAAAUUUUCAUUCACACACCAAGUUAUCUCACAGAGAAUUAACCGACUACACUGGUGAAGUGAGAAAUCCUGUACCAAUAGAAAAACAGAGAUCAGAUAAGGGGAGGUAUGCAGAAAGAGACUCGUAUGCACAGCACAGAGGGUGGGAAAACACAUGGCCAAUAAACUACAGAGAAAUAAGAGAAAACUUUGGAACAAACAGUCAUAAUGAGAUGCAAGCCUAUGCUGACUGCUAUCAUCAUACGCUUUCCAAAAAACCACCUCGCUUUGAGGUUGGGGAGUGGAGGUCAUCUAGGUGUGCUUCAGACACGGAGAAGGUGUUGGGAUAUGGCCAGUGGACUGUUAGUCCAGACACCACUGAACAAUUCCAGCCAACUGCUUUAAUGUCACAGAAAAAAGACAAAACUAAGCUCAUUGGGGAACAUCGGUGGAAAAGGAGCCCUUGGAAUUCGAGAAAUACAGAGAGUGUUUUCCCAGUAGGAUCUUUCAGACAGCCUCCAUCCUACAUGGCGCCACCAGCAUACAGCUCCCCGAAGAAUGGUGACAAGAUAGCAGCAAUACCAAAAGUUACUGCAGAGGCAAGUGUGGAAGCAUUUAAGGAGCAGACAUUUGAGAGCAGAAAAGUACCCUUUACAAAUUUGACAGAAACACAUUGUGAUCCUUCAUCAAACAAUGGACAUUAUUUACAAAAAAAUAACCAGAAACAGAUCACAGAGAGUUAUCGCAGUGUUAUCACGGGUGGACAACACUGUCUAGGAGCCGUAAAUGCAUCCACUGUCAUACAGUACACAACAAUAAACACAAAACCCCCUUCAACUCAAGCACAGCUUCAGUACCGAGAGUCUCCACACAUGACCCAUCCUGAUAUUACUCGGACGAAGCAGACCAAACUCACAAGAAGAAAAGGUGGCGAGACUGUGUUUUGUCUAGUCUCUCGAAUGGGAGAGGUGUCAGGCUUGUCAAGUUCUCCUGAGGAGCCACUUAAAUCCCACGUGUUACCUCUGUUAACUGAUUGCAAACCGGAUUACAAGGCAAUCACCACUGAGCAGACAAAUUCACCUCAGCACAAUGAUGGCAGCAGACAAAAUCAGGAUGCGUGCUUGAAGAAAGACAAAGCUGUUGGGCAGCUCGACGGAUCCUUAAUGUUUGAAGAGUAUGGGCACACACCCCUAGAUCAAAGAUCCAGUUCUAUCCAGGAUCUGGGUAAUGCAACAGAACCAGAUGAAAAUAAAGAAGAGUUGCAAUGUUAUGUCCAAGGGAAUGACUCAGAGUCAAACUGUUUAGCCCAGAAGUCACCAAUGCAGACAGAAGGACAUGAGAAACCAUGCAGGGAAAUCAUAGAGAAAUUCCCAUUGUGGAAAGAGCCAAAAUAUCAGCAUCACUCGACAGGGAUGACAGAGCAAAGAAGCCAGGGGAUAAACGAUGAGCCUGAAGUUAGCAACAACUCAACAAACGACCAACAGCAGAGUCUUGUGAUCAUUGACGCAACCUGUGUUGUUGUCAAGGUUGAGCUUGUACUUCUUCCAGAGAAGGAGCAUGUCCAGUAUGUGUGUUUGACAGAGGAGAGUCCUUCGCCAAGUACUAGAGAGGAGACCGAGGUGCAGAAGCAGCACAGCAGUGUCGUCUCAAGCCAGGAGACUCCUGAAAACAAUACUUUGGACGAGAGAGUAGAAAGGAUUCUUGGAAUACCACAUGAGCAUCCCAGGACAAGCAUACAGACACACGAGAGCAUUUCAGAAGAACAUGACAGCUCCUGUGAGAGUCACAUAGUGGAUCCAGUAAAAGAGUUUGAGGAAUCUCCAUCCGCAGCUGCAACUGUUGAUGACUGGCAAGCGCAGGAAAAUAAACUGAUGGUGGGACAUUCCUGGAGUGGGACAACACUGGAGAAUAAUGAAGGCGUAGAAGAAAUGCUCAACAUAAUGGAAGUGGAAGAGCAAACCACUGCACAAGGACCCGAAGCUGUGCUCGAAGACUUUGUGGCUUUCACAAAUGCAAAAUCCACAUCUGAAAUCACCAUACAUAUGAAUCAGUCCACAGAACAAGGACAUAGACCUGCAUUGGACGACAGUGUGGUUGAGCACAGUACACAGAAAGAUAAUGAGAACCAUCAAACAGAUACUAGUAAGGACCUUACUGAGGAUAGUUCAACAGAAGACAACCUCUCAGAUGAUAAGCGAGUACUUGCUUCAGAUUUCUUUACACCUGUCCUUAGGAAAAGUGCAGAAAAUUGCAUCAAAGUUGUUUUACCUUCACCUGUGGGUUCCAGGACUCUCAGAAGGUCAAGCUCUUCACCUCAUUUGUCAUUUACCUCUGCUUCCAACACCUUGGAUGUAUCAAAUGUAUCAGCUUCUCCUGUGGUUUCUCACACAGAGAAUGAGCCACUGUUGCUUCCAUCUUUUACUAACACAGAAACCACCCAGUGCUCCGGUUCUCCCAGUGUUCAGUCAAGCUGUACAUCCUCACUCCCCGCUCCUUCUUCUACUCCAGUUCCAGAAGCUUUUGAAAAUUCAUCUCUCCCACAGACAAGAAAUGUUCCUUCUGAUGUUUUACUCUGUACUUCAUUGCCCUGUGAACAAAAAAUACAACAUGCCAAGUCUCUGUGGGAUGCGGUAAGUCGUAUACGCAAACACACUGCUCCUAACUCCGAGACAGAGGACGAGGAGACGGUUGAGUUUGGGGAACAAACUGAAAGUGCAGACACUGACUUGAGACUGAACGCAGAAGGAGGAAAAUUGGAGGAUAAUACUUUAGAGAACUGAACAAAAACCAAAUUAUGUUUCUUUUCCCGUGCCAGAAAAACACUGUGUGUAUACUAGGGGUGCAACGGUUCUCGGUAAAAAAAUCGAACCGUACCGUUCUCCAC
This is a messenger RNA of Sinocyclocheilus anshuiensis, 3191 nucleotides long. RefSeq lists its product as uncharacterized. The transcript has 4 exons. The record is from RefSeq and is a predicted model, not a curated record. The coding region runs from base 97 to 3087 and encodes 996 amino acids. NCBI's taxonomy places the organism in Eukaryota, Metazoa, Chordata, Actinopteri, Cypriniformes, Cyprinidae.